GUGAAGACAAGGGCCGAAGGAAUGGGCCAGCCCUCCGCCAUUUUAAAAGUCUUCCCACUGAAGGCUACGUAGCUACGUGGCUAACUCGCUAAACCGACACGUUAAUGUGGAACUGGGACGUCGUGCACAGGCGGAUCCGCACCUAUUUAUCCCGCCCUCCACCUGGAGAAUUUACCACCACCAAGAACGACGGACGACAGCCGCGGGAAUCCCCUCAGCGGUCCGAGGCGGACAACAACCGACGAUGUUCCAAGAAAUGUCCGUGACCGGCACGCCCGCUUUCCUGCGGGCGAGGAGAUCGGGAACCCCGGAACACCACCGGACAUGUAGCCUGAGCACAGGGCCUCCGCGGGGCGUCCUCCAUGUUGUCGGCACCUCUUUGAAGGCAAUCCUGAACAGGAGUGCCCCUCCCAGCUCCAAGUUCUUCUCUGUGAAGUGCACUUCCAAUGUUCAGUACAGCAUCAGCCCGCCGCCUCAGGAGACAUCACAUCUCUCUCCCAUCCCUCUCAAUGGAAACUCAGUGUUACUCAUCCGCAUGAGCCGCGCUAGUCAAUUUGAAAACGAUAGCAAGCUGUCUGUCCGGUACUAUGGGGAGAAUAAAGAGGUCUUGGGGAAAGCAGUUCUGCACCUGACAGCUGUUGAGAUCUCUCUGGAUGUGGAUGCUGACAGAGACGGCGUUGUGGAGAAAAACAACCCCAAUAAGGGCUCCUGGAAAUGGGGUCCUAAUGGGCAUGGAGCUAUCCUAUUGGUCAACUGUGACUCAGAGCGGUCCUACGGGAAGAAACCAGACACCGAGCAGAACUACGUCUCCAGAGUGUCAGAUCUGAAGGACAUGUCAGUCAUGGUGCUGCGGACCAAAGGCCCUGCCAAGCUCCCAGAGGGCUACAAGCUCACCAUGCACAUCUCUCAGGGCGACGCAGAGAGUGUCAGAGUCUUCAGGUCCGGUUCCGCUGAAGCGGUGAAUAAUAGCCUGCAUAAACUCUUCUAUAACUACUUCGUGAAGGACUACCCACUGGUGCUGAGUAGUGAGGUCCUGUCACAGGAAGUGCCUUACCUCGGAGGCGUAGCAGAGAUGACGUUGUACGUGGAGGGCCUCAGGUUUCCUGACAAAGACUUCAAUGGCCUCAUCAGCAUCAACCUCAGUCUGUUAGAGCCCAUCAGUGCAGGUCUCCCUGAGACGCCCAUUUUCACAGACCGAGUUGUAUUUAGAGUGGCACCCUGGAUCAUGACACCAAACACCUUGGAGCCUGUAGAGGUGUUUGUCUGCAGCACAUCUGAUAACAACCAGUUCCUGAAAGGAAUGAGGAAUCUUGUUGGGAAGAGUGGGUACAAGCUGAAGAUUUGCCAUGAGUAUGUGAACAGAGGAGAUCGUUGGAUGCAGGAUGAACUGGAGUUUGGUUACAUCGACUCACCUCAUCAUCGGUUUCCUGUUGUUCUGGACUCCCCUCGAGAUGGACUACUCCUGGACUUUCCAUAUAAUGAACUGCUGGGCCCCGACUUUGGCUAUGUGACAAGGGUGGCCCAGAGAAAGGAUGUGAGCAGUCUGGACUCAUUUGGUAACCUGGAGGUUAGCCCCCCUGUUACGUUGAAUGGAAAAAACUACCCCCUUGGGAGAAUCAUCAUUGGAGUGGCCUUCCCUACGGCAACUAAAGGACGCAACAUGACCAAAGUAGUUCAGGACUUCCUUUGGGCUCAGAAGGUUCAGGAGCCCAUUGCCUUGUUUUCGGACUGGCUCGUUGUCGGCCAUGUAGAUGAAUUCAUGACCUUUGUUCCUGCACCUGACAGAAAGCGCUUCCGCCUGCUGCUGGCCAGCCCAGACUCAGGCUACAAGCUAUUCAGAGGCUUACAGAAAAAUGGUCACGGACAAGCCAAACUGUUUGAGGGUCUGAGAGAUGAAGAACCCAUAACAGUGGAUGAUAUACUUAAUGAUGAGAGUCUACAGUCUGAAAAUAACUACGUACAGAGCUGCAUUGACUGGAACAGGGAUGUACUGAAGAGAGAGCUGGGCCUGGAAGAUGAGGAUAUCAUUGACCUGCCAAUCCUAUUCAAGUUGGUGGAGGAGGAGGAGAAGGAGUACAGAGCAGUGGCUUACUACCCUGACAUGGUGAACAUGAUCGUUUUGGGGCGAAACCUUGGCAUCCCCAAGCCCUUUGGCCCCAAGGUGAACGGACGCUGUGCCCUGGAGGCUGAGAUGUGCUCCCUGAUGGAGGGCCUGGGCCUCAAAUGCACGUUCAUCGACGAUUUCGCCUCCUACCACAAACUGCUGGGAGAAGUGCACUGUGGCUCCAACGUCCGCAGGGAACCGUUUGACUUCAAGUGGUGGAACCUGGAGAUGUGAUCAACAACUGAUCAGUGGGUGGAAAUGGGUUAAUGUUGUAAUCCUUAAAAUUACAGUCCUGGUUGAUUUGGCGAAUUCACUGCCAAAAAUACUUAAAAUGUUGUUUUAAUAAAAAAGUCAAUAAUAAUUGCGACUGUGAUCUGAUUAGAUGCUGUGAAUGGUGCCUGUAUUCCCUGAGGAGAUGGAGGUCUGCGGCCCUUUUGCCUGCAACUCUUCAUCUUGCAGCUCACGGUGGCUGCUCCAUCUUCCAGUAAUAACUUGCAAAACUUAAAAAUUAUCCGCUGACAAAAAAAUGCAGAAUAUGACCACUGUCUUGUUUUUCAGACAUAUUUCUGACUAACAAUUGCAUAGUGCUAACCAAGGUGGCAAAUACAUCGGUGUCCUGUGACUGAGUAAAGGCCAAUUCCCGGUUUCACAAACCAAACACUUUUGAUGUGAAUCGGCACCAACAGGAUCUGGUCAGUUUACAUUAGCAGCAUCUUAAUACAGCUCUGACAUGGUCUAAAUAGAGUGAAGAGCAAACAGUAACGCUGGACUACUGUCACGCUUCGUUUCUUGUGAGUCGCUCAUGCGUGUGAAGCCAAUUUACAACGAGCGUGAUAAUGGCAGACUCCACUGCUAACAAUGAAACGAACACAGAGACGUAAUUGCAAAUUGUUAAUACAUUGAGAUGGCUAUUGCUGAAAAAUGCCAACCAUAAAUGGUAUAAAAAAAAAUGGGUUAUGAUUUCAUGAAAAUCUUAAAGAUCAUAACUUUGAACAGGCUGAUAGAGAUGGUUGUUUUCAACAUACUACAUUGCUUUAGAAAACAAUAGCUCCUUGAGUUAACUAUAGUUUUGGACAAGAAACAAGCCUUACAUUGUCUCUUAAAAACAUGAAAUGCCUAAUUUUCUUAUCAAUCUUUUUGCAGUAAGUGCUUUUUUUUUCCAGACAUAUACCUAAUAUUCAUACUGAAAUCCUUGCACAGUAACCAUCAACAUUUAUGUGGCAAAAAUUACCAACAGGGUUUGAUGUAAUGUAUGCCUCUUCAUCUUUAUUAAACGUUUUUAUUGGUUUAAUUUACAAAAAGGACGUGAAGCACUAUUUACAAGUCUUUUGAACAAGUGCUUAAGCAGACUGUUGACAACAGAAAUACAAUCAUUUGAAUCAAGCACAUAGAAGGUUCACUCCCAAUCUCAUUGAGGUUUGGAUCGGCCAUUGGCAUACAGUGCAAGCACAGUUAAACGAAUGGUACCACACAGUGAUGUGCUAUAAUAUUACAUAGCCACAGGAGGGCGUACUUCAUCUAUUCAAGCUUUUCCAAAGUCCAGAAGAAAUCAUUUGAAAUCAUAUAUUUUAAUGAAUCAAUUUAAUAGGCUGCACGAAUGUGAAAUUAUUACCAAAAAUGUAUCUAUAUAUUUUUUACUUUGUUCCUAGUGAUUUGUCGGUACAAACAGCUUGAUGAAUACAGUAUAGAAGGCUGUUUUGCUUUUGAUCCAGUGUCCUUAACCUUUUGAACUUUCACAUACUGUAAAUGCUGUCAUUAAUUCACUAUAGACAAUAAAUCAUAUGUCUUCUUCAGUUAUAUCACUGAAAUAA
Molecule: messenger RNA, 3915 nt
Organism: Xiphias gladius (swordfish)
Lineage: Eukaryota; Metazoa; Chordata; Actinopteri; Istiophoriformes; Xiphiidae
Gene: padi2
Product: peptidyl arginine deiminase, type II
Exons: 17
Coding region: 245-2338 (697 amino acids)
Cellular component (GO): cytoplasm
Molecular function (GO): protein-arginine deiminase activity; calcium ion binding
Source: RefSeq, a predicted model, not a curated record